Molecule: messenger RNA, 1531 nt
Organism: Babesia bovis T2Bo
Lineage: Eukaryota; Apicomplexa; Aconoidasida; Piroplasmida; Babesiidae
Product: Divergent CRAL/TRIO domain family protein
Exons: 5
Coding region: 70-1527 (485 amino acids)
Source: RefSeq, a predicted model, not a curated record
AAUACGAUACACUACGUUCCCUUUAAAUGUACUAUAUAGAUGCAAAUACCGUGCUAACACAGCGUGAAUAUGACAGAACAAACUGUAGCAGAUAUCGCAGAGACUGUAUGCUGGGUAGUAGGAGAAAUAGGACAGUUGAUUGACCCAGAUUACGAUGAUUUCAUAGAAAGGGAGCCAAUAAAACCAAUAAGAAAGGUUUCGCAGGAACGAAUGGAACCAUGGACAACCUGUGAACGGUGGAGGAAACAUGAAGUGCCUCCAUCCGACACCCAACCCAAGUUCAGUGUAAAUCAUGAUGUUAACAACAAGGUAUACAUAGGGACCUGUGAUAUAUUAGAAUUGGAAGUGGGAGCAGUAGCUGUAUUUUUAGAUGAACUCUCACCCUUUGUAUCCAGAACAGCGAAACGCAUCCACAUACAAAGUGGCAAAUCGAUGCCAUACGAGGAAUUUGAAAAAAUGAGAUGUGGCGAUGUAAUGACUCAACGUAGCUAUAACAUUGGCAGUGAAUACGCCAUAUACACUAUCGCACCAAGAUAUGCAAGCAAGUAUCCAGAUGCUUCGGCCAACAUAGUCAACAUGUGUGUCAGGGAAGUGUUGAAAACAGCUAUAGACACUGGUUUGGAUACAGUGGCGAUACCAUUAAAAAUGGGAAGGGAAUAUACCUACCCUGAUGAACAAUUCACUACGGCGGUUCUACGCUCACUUCGGAGGUGGCUGGAAAUACCUGCUGUGUCAAACAAAAUAAAACGAGUCUUUCUAUUCGACAUAGAUACAGAUGCAUAUUCUCUUUUAAGAAGGUUUUUCCCCAGAGAUAAAAACGAGGAGAAACUCAGUGGAGAGCUGAUUGAAAUUGGAAAUGAAUAUGGCGAAAUCGUGAAAGAAGAAAGAAAUAUACGCAUAUCUGCAGGAUUUACAAAUCGUGCUGAUUCACCAGAGGAUACGGAACCUAAAAAGGAACGUCCGCAAGUGAACAUAACGCUGGGCAAUUCCGGUGAUAAUUGUAGAGUUGGGAGUGAUAGGCAACUAUCAGCAAAGGAUUACAAUUUUGACUACUACUACCGACUAUCAUUAUCACUCAUGCAAUCGCCUGUUUACAAGGAAAUGGACGACAGUGGCUUUGCCAUGCUACUAGGACGUGAUAUCGCAGAGAGACCAGUUAUCGCAAUAGAUGCAUCUAGGAUGCCAAGCACAGCAAGCAAUACCCACAUGGUCGCAUAUAUACUGCGGAUUAUGCAGCCAGUCUUGCAAAACAAAUUCGUCGUGGCAUUACUUAACAUGGACCACUCCAUAAUGAUCGCAUCAAAUGUAUGCACGGUGGCAACAGAACUGUUUCAAGUGCUAGGAUACAAACGAUUGCGCAAUUUAGGAGUUGUGUAUGUACACCGCUCUGGAUGGGCAACACGCGGCAUACUCUAUGUUAUGAUGGCCUUUCUUCCAGAAUCCGUUGGAGAAGCUGUUAUAUAUAUAGACUCAGAUCAGGAAUUAGGCAAGUACCUGAAGUUACCUGGAUACCGUAGACGACAUUGAUUGA